This is a messenger RNA of Amphimedon queenslandica, 817 nucleotides long. RefSeq lists its product as uncharacterized. Lineage: Eukaryota; Metazoa; Porifera; Demospongiae; Haplosclerida; Niphatidae. The record is from RefSeq and is a predicted model, not a curated record. The transcript has 4 exons. The coding region runs from base 26 to 808 and encodes 260 amino acids.
UAUAGUUAGACAAGACAGAUUCAAAAUGCAAGAACUACUAAAGCUCUUUCUUCUAACUGGUCUCUUUACUCUUUCUUUAGCUCAGUGCUCAGGGAACUUUACUGAUUCUGCACAGAAUGUCACCAUUGAUUGGACUGUGAUUGAUAGCAACACUGUCAACUUUAUAUACACUGCUCCUUCUACUGAAACUCAAUAUACUGCUUUGGCUUUCUCUAACCAACCCAUAACUGCUGCAUCACUAGUUGGUACUGUUGCUCUUGAUGCUGUAUAUGCUGGAAAUGAUGGGACUUAUUCAUUUGUACAAGACAGGUGGGUUACAAGUAUAACCAAUAAUAUGUUGGAUACUGAACAAGAUCUUCAAAAUACAAGUGCUUUAUUAAGUGAUGGCUCUCUCACAGUUAAUUUCACUCGUCCAAUAAUCAGUCCUGAUAACUAUAAUCAAGAUCUUGAUCUAAACGUGUGUCAGUAUGUUAUUUAUGUAUUCAAUGGAGCAGUAAUGGGCUCAUUUUCAUCACCUAAUCCUACAUUUCUUCCUCCGCCUCCAACUGGAUUUGGUAUACUCCCCAUGCAGUUGUGUCUUCAAUACUGCGAAGAUGUUCCUUCCCCCUCUACUACUACUCCUUCCUCAACUGGUGCUGUGACAGUUAGUACAACAUCUGUUCAAAGUUCUCCCUCAAUUAGUACAUACAUUAGUGUGAGUGCUACUCCUACUGCUACUUCUACUAGUACUCCCAGUGGAGCUAGUGCAGGAAUGAUUGCUUCAGUUUUGCUUAUUAUGAUUGCUGUUGCCAUUGUCCUUCAUGUUUAAUACAAUGUA